AUGAAACCCACCGUGAUAGCACUUCUUCAAUUGGUGUUUGCACACUCCGCAAGUGCUCUGCUGAGUACAAAUAUUACCAGAAUUCAGAGCAAAGACAAAUUUACAAAUCCUAAUCGGACGGCCGUGAAGGUUUGUCUUGCAAGCGGAAUGUCAUCCUCGUUCCCCGAUUCUUGCGUGAAGUUUGAUUCAGUAAAUACUCAGGCAGAAUGCUGGAAUUCUCGAGACUGCUGUGAAUCAUGCCAAUGUAAAGUAGGUUAUCCGACUUAUCUAGCUCAUUUGGGCAAGUGCGUUAGUCUAUCGGAGCUCAACUCGGAUGUUUUUGGGCAAGGGUCAAUAGGUAGGUCACUCAUUCUUCUCCAUACAAUUAUUUUUCUAAACAGUCGAAUGUUGCAAGUUCGUCUACGCUCAACUUUUACAGUUUCAAAUAGUUCCAAAUCAAAAUUCAAACAAGAGAAUUCUAAAUUUAAUUUUCCUAUAUAAAGUGCUGAGAAAUGAAUAUAAUCAUGUCUCAGUACCGAUGGAGAUUGUUCAAAUGAAUGGUCACACCAUAGGAUCUCGUCUACAAAGCGUUAAUAAGUUGUCUAUGAGUUAAUUAUGAAGAGUAGUUGUUUGGUCUUAUGUCGUAUCACAGGUAGCCCAAGCUCGAAAUAUGAGCAUCGGCGAACAUCGGCAUUGUUGCGUAACAUUCGAAAUAUAAGGAUUUGUAUGGGAAAAAACCUAUCGUUUCUUUCACUUUCGUAGGUUACAGAAACGAUAGGUUUUUUUUCCCAUACAAAUCCUUAUAUUUCGAAUGUUACGCAACAAUGCGGAUGUUCGCCGAUGCUCAUAUUUCGAGCUUGGGCUACCUGUGCGGUUACCGGCCCUAUAGCCACAGCGGAAAGUUAAAUUUCAACUUUUAUUAACCUUUUCAAUAAAUGAAAUUUGAACAGUAGGACCCUGCCCCCACCCCAGCCCUCCAAGGCCUCCACCCACUACUCCGGUCCCAAGGAGAGUGAUUUUAAAAUUCAUCUGCUAGGGAGGGGUGGGGAAUUUUAGAGCUGCAUAACAAUUUUUUCGUUAACAUUUUCUUUGCAUGAUUUUUUUUAGGCCAGUGCAAGGAUAUAUUUUAGGGCUUCUCGGUUUGCGAAUUUUUUUUUCAUAAGACCUUUUCUUGCACGAAUAUAUAUUUUUUUACUUCGCCCCCCUCCUCCCUCCUAAUAACUUUUCUAAUGCUCAGCCCCUAAUUUAGAGGGAAUGACAAGGGUCAUGGUUACAUCUUGCCGCUUGUUAGGACUGGUUCAAGCGAUGUUUUAUCAAUAGAUGUCUUUUCAAUCAUAUUAAGAUUUUCAGUUUACAUUUUAUACUUUUGUAUACGCUCCUAAUUGCAAUAAGGCUGUCAUAGAAAAAAUGAAAAAAGUGAGUAGCAAAAAAGCUCAAUACAUGCUCACUACAAUCGAAGUCCUGGUCUGACAAAAGGAUGAAUUCAAAUUGUCUUUACCUUCUUUCUACUCAACUGAUGUCACAUUGAAGUAUUACAACGUACCACAAAUAUAUCUUCAGCAUUAUCAAAAUAUCAAAGGUCAAUUUUCAUGGAUAAUUAAUUCUUAUUUGGCUUUUUUGUUUUAUUAGGUGUAUAUUAUUAGACUUUCUAAAAGUCCUUUAUUUCGUUUCUCUGAUUGAUUAUGCUUACGCGAUUGUUGUUUUAACUCACACGUAUAUACUACGUAUGCUUGUCGGUGCUAUUUUUCUACAAGCAAAUAAUAAUACAGUAAAAAAUCAUUGUCACUGUAAUUAAAAAAACAAUCAGAGACGCAUAUGCAUACAAGAAUGAGUUCUGCCCUUGGGAAUUGUACAGCGUUGGCAAUAAAUUUUGUGAUAAACUAGUUUUGCUGACUGGAGUGCUAAGGUUCGUUCUGCAUUCAGCACUUUUUUGAGACGCUUGUGUGAAGAAGAAAAGUUGUCUUAAAGGCAGACAGUUCUCUGUAAAGGCAUCUUCAGAAGAAAUCGCGCAAAAUGUUUUCCCGGCUAAAAGAAUUAGAAUGGUGUGUCGACCGCUCCAGUCGGCUAGCAGUUCGAGUUCUGACGUUCUGAGAGGAAUAAGUGCACUUCAAGAACUAAGAUGUUUGCAGGAAAAAUGGUAAGAUAUAGAAAACGAUAGUGACUUUAAUUGGUUAAACAGAGUGAGUGGAAAGCAGUGGAAUUGUGAAUUUAGGAGUGGCUUCGGAAUACAACACCAUACAAGCCAGGUCACUCUAAACCACGUGUUUAUAUAUAUCUGGGAUCGCUUCGUCCAGGCGAGGCAUAGCAUAAUAUGCUCUUUUUCGACUCUUUUAUCAUAAAUUACAUUAAUAGAGCAGUCAGUUAACGAAAUCCUAGGCGUGACCAGUCGGAAGAAAGCCUUGGAAAAUGUUUCAAAGUGACAACAUGGAACUAAACAUAUCGUAACUAGAAUUUUGCACGCAUUAAGGUGGCUCGAUAGUGUUUUCCAUGUUCAAUACCUCCCAAGUUUGAGCAUAAACUACGUCGCCAUUAACAAAGCUUUGGAAAAAGUGCUAUCACAGCCGUAUUAGAUAAAGAUGAAAAUUUGGUAUGAUCAGGGUUACAAUGACAUCAGAGUUGUCAUAGCAACGGAAUGACGCCCUAACCUACUUUACUUGCAGCCGUAUUUCUCGUAAACGACCUCUAAAUGUUCGUAUUUUGAGUGGUUGCUUACGGAAGGUUCAACUCUACAUUCCUUUACCCAUGCAAUUAAACUUGGUGUUUUUAUUGUUGCUUAGGGUGUGAAUCCCAUUUGGAGGUAAAAACGAAAGGUAGUGGUGGUGGUGGUGGUGACGAGGACGAUGAUGAUGAAGAUGACGGUAGUAAACAAAAAGACGUUUGUAAAGUGCCUGCGUCCACCUGGAGUCCACCUGUACUUGAUUUACUGCAGGUACCAUCACCAAAAGAUCCCAAGAUUAAAUUUUGCAAACAUAAAGAUGUGGAGUCGUGUAAUUUAGAACAAGCGCGCUACUCUGGAUUUAGCCAAUGGCAUAAUGUUACCAACUUGUCUCAUACUUUUUGGGGAGUGAAGGACAAGAAGGACAUCCUGUUCAAGGUAAGAUGUCAAGAUACAGAUCUUGCUAAUUCUGCUAUAUAUGACUUUUAAUUAAACAAAAAAACAAAAAAAAAAACAAACAUGUUGUUUUACAGAAUUUGCAUCAAAAACAUAGUCUGGUUCACAACGAAGCAAGGGACGAGCUUUUGUUUCAAUCAACAUGACGUGUUCUAACUUCUUCUUCAAUGCGCAUGCGUACGGGAAUAGGCCACUUGCACUAAGAGGUCACGUGACCAUUGCUUCCUUUAAACAAUGAGUUGGAAUCUUGCUGAUGCCAAAAAUUGACAGAGCACAUAACAAUUAUCUUACACCGGCAGUUUGAAAAGAAACGCAUUUAAGGAAGAUAUUUUAUGGGACUUUGAUUUUUCAGCGAAGUAGUAUCAUUUGCAUUGGCCGCCAUGCUGGAGGGCAUACUCGUGCCCUCCAACAUGGCGGCCAAAACUACUUUUUGCUUUUACCUUGUUAAACGUUUGAUAGUUACGCUCAGAUGUGCUGUAAACGUUACCACUUCAUCUUUUGAACAUUUCCCUUGAAGUUUAAGUGCAAAAUUUGUGUUCAGAAAGAGGUAAUUCAUAAUUUUAAAAAUCACAUUUUGGUCACGUGACCAGCUGCGAAUUUACUCAUUUUACGAAAAUGGUACGGGUUUGAAAAACCAAAUCACUAUUAUGUUGUUUAAAAUAUGACCCACUAAUCGUUUUCGAAGGCAAAAUCAUAUAACUUUCAUUUUCAUGAAAACGAUGUCACAUGACCUCUUAGUGCAAAUGGCCUAUUGACACCCUUCUUGCCUUAACCUUCUUGCCCUCCCCCCUCAAUCUUCUAAACUAGGGAUACUCAGUCUUUCAUCUAUGACAGGCCUGCGGGUGAAUAGAAUGCGACAUCACUAAAUAUACAUUUUAUUUCUAAAGACCUUAGGAAUAAAAUGUAACUUAAGAGAAUCUUACACGAAAAAAGAAUAUUGCAUUAGUCCUAUUUUAUUUAUAUAUUUAGUCAGAGAAAACAGCCGACGCUUUGCGACGCCACUACAGAUUUCACCGCCAUGAAAAGACUGAGUAACAAGAUUAAAUAUUCCGUACUGAUGACGUGUCACCCACAGUACCCAGAUCUGGGUAGUGCAUAUGCUUGGUCAUAGCAAAUUUCUCCCGCGGCACGACCAAUCAGAAACACUACCCAAAUCUGGUUUGUGACAUGUCAUCAGUAUCGAAUUUCUACGUUCGUUCUUCAGACGUCAUUUCGCAGGAAACUGGCGAAAAUUGGCCGACUGUUUUCUCAGGCUAUUGUAUACUAAGAGGAAUUUUCUUUUAUUUCAAAGUGGAGUACUGCAGCAUCGUCAAAUUUAAGUGGAAACAUCUUCGUUAUCAACCUUAAAUGUAAACAGAAGAAGAAAGGAAAUCCCGAGAGGAAUUUUUCAGCAUGCUUCAUAUUCAAGUCUAACGGAACUCAAAUAGGUAAAAUUUCGAAGCUUUCCUUCAAACUCCCUCAUACGGUAUAGUACGGGACAUUUCUCUCAUUCAGUUCUCUGAGAUGAUAGCGAAAUUAGGUAACACCUUUACGACAAACGACAAACGUCAGAUUCAAGUUGCAAUUUCUCAAAAUAGGAAUGGACUGGCUAAAAACUGUUUAAAAUUUUUAUGGAUGAAACUGACCAUUUGUGUAGAUAUACUUUACAGUUAACGACACUUGGUCACCUGGUAGAAAUUGACUCCUGCCUUUUGUCGUAAAAUGUGAUCAUAAAUCUUUUUAUACUAACUGAUCCGACAUAGGUAACAAACAAAAUGAAAAACUGAUCUAAAAUCGAACAAUCACAAAGCCUUUUUGCUUGAAAUAUUUUCACAUCUGAGUAAAUGUUAGUCUCCUUCGCAGCCGUUAUUAGGGUCGUCACUCGUCACGCAACGCUCCUGGAGCGUUGCGUCACGAGUGACGACCCUAAUAACGGCUGCGAAGGAAACUAAGUAAAUGUGUACUGAUCUACUUCUACUAAACGUAGUCCGUGAGAUUGGGUUCGAUCGCUGAGUGUCGAUUGCUUACGCCGAAUGAUUCAGGAAAGCGGUAUUAGAUAAAUGAAUACUUUCAAGUCUUAUAAAAGACCGGUUCUUUGAAUAUUACAAAUCCACAUCAUUAAGGUCUGGUAUACGAAUCGACAAAACUGAAAGCUCCCGGAUCCAUUCAAUCAAGUCUCAAGUUGUAUCAGAUAUCCUUCUAAUGAAAGUCAUCCUUACCUAAGGUUUCAUAUAUAGAAAAGAGCGUUUUAGUGGAAAAUAGACCGCUUGUAAAGUGCAUACGAAAUGGGAAUAAUUGUUAAAUAAAAAGACUUCUAAUUUUUGAGAAGUCUCCGUUUUUUUGUUUCUUGUUCUUCCCAUUUAUGCCAAACAUUUUUUGUUUAAGUCACUCCAUCACCUCAGUCAACAACCCCAGCGGCGACAACAACGAUGAAAAUGACAACAUUAAAGCCAAAAACAACAGUACAAACGACAACAAUUGCGGCGACUACAAAAUCAAAGACAACAGUGAUGCCUUCGACUUCAAAAUCAACUAAGAUGCCAACAACAAAACCAAGCACAAACCAAAAAGCGCGGGAAACAACUUCAUUGCCAGUGACGCAAUCAACUACUGACGUCACGCAGACUAAGCCAAUAGAAACCAGUGAACGCACGGAGCCAACUGAGCCUAAGGAGCCCGGGGAUACAGGAAGGCGGUCAUUAGAGAAUUCAAGUGACGAUAGCUUUGGAGAAACAAUUGUUAUUGUCGUUUCUGUUCUCUCGGCGCUUGUUGCGGUCACCGUGGUAUCUCUUAUCAUAGUAUGUUACUUGAAGAAAAGAAACCAAGGGUAAGUCAGCUAUCGUUUUAUGUACAAGCAUUGAAUGUAGGCAGGCUAGUCUUAUCGAUGAUUGUUUAAGUUUGGAGAGCGACUGUGAGAGGGAGCCACGUGCAAAUUUAGGGGCAUUUACUUCGUGUACUGGACGUAGAUGACGUAAAUUAAAUGAAGAAAAACCAUGAAACAAUACCAAGCUGAUUUUUCGCUGAACAGAAAACAAAGAUUAGAAGUCUUUUGUUUUGCGUCAUCUGUGUCCGGCACACGAAAUUCAAAAGAUUAAAAAGAAAAAAGAAACAUGUAGUAUAUAAAGUUUGCUAUAGUCUUCCGCGUUGAUACAACUGAAAUAUUGUUUUAUCCUUACAUAAAAUUGUACUGUUGUUGAUAAAUGCCUUAGAAUUAAAGUUCAUCCUUUUUUUCUCUCACCAGCAAAAAUACAUUCUCCACCAAUCAAUUCUCCAUUCAAUGUAAGUGAAGCUUAUGCCUGAAUUUAUUUCUUGCCCUGUUAAAGGAGCAAAACCAGUUUUCUUGGACAAUGCAAUGGACUAUUGUAUUUUGAGCGCUUAUCUAUCAUUUUUUGACAAAUUCUUGUUUGAAUGGGGAGUAGAAUGUUUUUUAAUCGUUAUAAAAUAUCUUGUAAUUAACGUUCACGGAGUUAUAGAGUUAUAUAAAGUUUAAAAAAACCUAAUAUUUAGGUAAUGUUGAGUUGUCUGGCUUUUCGAAUAAUGUCGAAGUAUUUAGCGACAGUUUUCACUAAUUUUCAGUCAAGAAACAAAGCACUCAUCACUCGGCAACAAGUACAGAAGAACAUAUCAAUCAGGACCAAAAUGAUUACCAACCACUAGGGAAUGCUGGGAAACAAACAGAUGGUACUAAAUGGGAGCCACCUUCGUACCAAGGUCUCACAAAGAAGACCGAGGGAGCUUGGGGCGAGGGAGAAGUGUACAUGAAUCCUACAAUGUACCAGGAACUAAUAAAGAAAGAAACAACGUCCAGUGAAAAUAUGCCAGCUUACCAUCCGCUUAUGAAACCAUCUAAGGUACGUAAGUUGUAAUUAACACACCCCAACGUCAGCACUUUAGUCUUAUAUUCUGACCAACCACCUAAACUUGUUCCUAGGGCUUUUCAUUAAAGACUUGCAUAGGCCCCUUCCGAGUUUUUUCUAGCCUCUUUUUCAAAACAAGGCUAAGUAUGAAGACUUUAUCUCGAAACCUGAUCUCACUCUCUUGCUCUUGGACGUGGGAGAUCUGGGUAAAAAAUAGUUGUUUUAUUCUCAUGCAUAUAAAAUUUAUUUUUACAUGAAUGGCUUGCUCUUUGGCCUCGUUUUGAAAGUGAGAGUUUUUGGAACUAGAAAAUGGUCUAUUAUGCUUACUAAAUGCUUUACAGGUUACUGUCAUCGACAGGUGCCUAAAAACUAAAUUUUAUCGUGACCCGAGGUUCACACGACACCCUAACCUGAAGUGAAAAUGUCUAGGGGUGGGGUAGGGGGCAGGGGUGUGGGCGUGCUUUUUACGCUGGUUUUUAACUCGAGCGAUCAGUUAAAUUUUGUGGCCUGUGCCCUUUUCUCGAAAGACCAGCUUAUUUACGGUCCCGAAAAGGAAUUUUUGUUGGCAUUCAAGACAGAAGUUUAGAUAAAACUAGCCAUUAAUAAAACAAAUGGACUGAGUUGGUAGCAAGGGCCACAAGUUUACUAGUUUCUGUAACUAUUCCGUGCUACCCUCUUUAAGUAAAGUGUAUUAUUAUUAUUAUUAUUAUUAUUAUUAUUAUUAUUAUUAUUAGGACCCACCCUUUUAUCGUUAAGAUUUUUAUUUGAAUAGUUAUUUUCUGGCCCGAAAAGGUACCGAGAAAAGCGCCCCCGAACUUCGACUGAGUGCUGCGAUUAUGAAACGCCAGGCAAGGGAGUGUUAAAUGAUUAAUAUUUCAAAAUGUGAGGAAAAGGCAAAUCUAUUUGAAUUUUACUUUUUUUACUACGAAGUCAGCGGACGUUUCUGCAUAUGAUUAUGGAUACAUGUCAACCGAUGGAAAGGAUGGCUUGGCGGCGACAGAAACCACUGACAAAGAGAAUCCAUAUUAUUUCAAACUCGAACAGCCUGGCCAGAUUGAAGAAGCCGCUGGCAAGGAGAGUCCAUAUUAUUUUAAACUUGAACAGCCUGAAAAGCCAAAAUAA
Molecule: messenger RNA, 8049 nt
Organism: Porites evermanni
Lineage: Eukaryota; Metazoa; Cnidaria; Anthozoa; Scleractinia; Poritidae
Source: the annotation of a GenBank genome assembly